CAGCCGAGGGCAGAGCAGCAGUAACGGGACUGGCGGAGGCUCCGGGCAGCUGCAGAUAUGAAGUUCCAGUACAAGGAGGAUCAUCCGUUCGAAUAUCGGAAGAAGGAGGGGGAGAAGAUCAGGAAAAAAUAUCCGGACAGGGUGCCCGUCAUUGUAGAAAAGGCUCCCAAAGCUCGUGUGCCAGAUCUGGAUAAGAGGAAGUACCUGGUGCCCUCUGACCUCACAGUGGGACAGUUUUACUUCCUUAUCAGAAAGAGGAUUCAUCUUCGCCCAGAAGAUGCCCUGUUUUUCUUUGUCAACAACACAAUCCCACCCACCAGUGCAACCAUGGGUCAGCUGUACGAGGAUAACCAUGAGGAGGACUGCUUCCUGUAUGUGGCCUACAGUGAUGAGAGUGUGUAUGGGAAGUGAUGGAGUAGGGUGAAGCUCAUCACAAAACUCACCACACCACCACCAACCGCAUCACAGAACAUCCAACCUCUAGGACUGUACAUCUCAUGGAACCUGCCAGCUCUAGGCCUGGAUGUCACAUGAAUACAGGACCAGUGCAUGAUGGGAAGGAUUUAGCAACCUCUAGGGCUGGACAGUUCAAGAUAAUGACCAAAGAUAAAAGAAUGCCAAGCUGCUCUGCUGUGGGUUGACUGUCUAUAUAGGAAGGUGUGUUGCAUUGAGAUGCUCAAGGUGAUAUGAAACAGAUCUGAGCACCUCUAGGGCUGUGUGGUUCCAAGAUGUUGAACUCAUCACCUGUCGGACUGGACAAGCACAUUCCCUCCCCCCCCCCUCUACAGCUUCAUCUAUGUUAUACAAACAUUCCCUCUCUGGAAGUCAGGCCACACCCAGUCAUGUGACUCACAAAGCCCCUCCCCUCCGUAUUUAUUUCAGUUCUAUUGUGUAAUACAGGGAGAAGAAAGCCGUUGAUUGGCUACAGAAUGUUAAUUAUUAACUCACCAGUGAUUCAUAAUUUUAUUUUAAACUUAGAUACGUAAAUAACAUCUCUGUCCUGUAAUGUACCCGGGAGGUUCCUUGCAUGGUCACAGGAUGACUAGAAUAAGUGACUUUCUUUUUUGUUCAUGGUUUCCUUUUGGUGCACUAUUCAUUGAAGGAGUUGUAAGUACUUUCUUAAGUUAUAACACCUCUGUACUUUUUUUUUUUAUUAAUUUAUUUUUUCUUGUAAUGUUUGUUGUAAAUUAGUAGAAAGCUGUGCAGCAUUUUAUGUUGUUGGGUUUUUUUGUUUUGUUUUUUACAACUGUGCUCAUCAGGACGUGUGACUACAGCACUCUGUAUUUUGUUAAUAUCAGAAUCGGACUUCAUUCAUUUUACUAAUUGGAUCCUGCGUUGGAUUGUUGCCAGUUUAUACCAGUGACUAACGCACAGUUUCUUGCAGUCUAUUUUGAUCUCUUUAGUAGGAAGUUUGUUUAUAAAACCAUUUGCACCGUGUAGGCUUUGAUUCUCUGUGUCAACAUGAAGGAAAUACCUUUUCUGGGGUCUGGUGCAUAGUCUUUUGCUUGCCUUGUACUGAUUUGUAUCGUAGCUACAACAUGUUAGACACCCCUGACAUCACCAACCUGAGCAUUCACCCCGUGUAAUAGAUGAAGUAAGAACGUGACAAAGAUUUGUGCUGACUCUCCAGGCUUCACUAAUAAGUGGCAUUAUGUUGUUUGCUGCUGCUGCUUUUUUAUUGUGACAUUAGUAUAUUUUAUAUGCUUAAAUACAGAAGGUCAUUUAUUCAUCUCAUUAUUCUAGUGCAUAUUUCAUAUUUCUUUAUGUUUCCAUAUAAUAUUGUCAUUGUUUUGUUUAAUAACGUUACAGUUAUUAUGUUCCUGCAUUAAAAUAAAACUGGAAAAGUA
Molecule: messenger RNA, 1847 nt
Organism: Bombina bombina (fire-bellied toad)
Lineage: Eukaryota; Metazoa; Chordata; Amphibia; Anura; Bombinatoridae
Gene: GABARAPL1
Product: GABA type A receptor associated protein like 1
Exons: 4
Coding region: 58-411 (117 amino acids)
Biological process (GO): macroautophagy; autophagosome assembly; cellular response to nitrogen starvation
Cellular component (GO): autophagosome membrane; autophagosome; cytosol
Molecular function (GO): ubiquitin protein ligase binding; GABA receptor binding
Source: RefSeq, a predicted model, not a curated record